AUGCCAAGUGUCUCCCUUUCCAAGGUGCAUAAGCACAUUUCCAAGAAGCGCGGCGCUAUGAACUCGAUGCACGAGAAUAGCCGUGACGCCAAACGUCUGCGCCGUGCGGGCUCCCGAGAGGAACGAGUGUCCCACCAUGCGGGAAUGACCCUCAAAGCUCGCCAGCCAUACAUGGAGCGCAUUAAGUAUUUCCACGAUGUCGUUCAAACUGUCGAGGAACCCUUGUCCGAUGCCCAGCUCGCCGAGAUGAUCCAGAAGUGCAUCCACCGAGACCAAGAAGAAAUCGUACAGCUCAAGUCCGAGCGCCGAAAAGGUCGGCCACCCACCAGACGAGAGGAGCUUUUGAGCCAACGGACAGAAACGGAGGAGAAGGAAUUCAAGACUGGGUUCUGGCUGCCCGACAUGGGAGAUGCAGAUGUACUGCACGCUUUGAAGCACUGGAACGGCAUUUGGGCCGGACUCAGCUCAGUGAAGUUCAUUCGAAUCACACAAGAAGGAGCCAAGCAGGCCUCAACCUUCCCACCCAAAGGCAUGUCAUGA
Messenger RNA from Penicillium daleae, 540 nucleotides. Its product is annotated as translation machinery-associated protein 16. NCBI's taxonomy places the organism in Eukaryota, Fungi, Ascomycota, Eurotiomycetes, Eurotiales, Aspergillaceae. Bases 1 to 540 code for a protein of 179 amino acids. Gene Ontology annotation, cellular component: nucleus. The record is from RefSeq and is a predicted model, not a curated record. The transcript has 3 exons.